Molecule: messenger RNA, 684 nt
Organism: Protopolystoma xenopodis
Lineage: Eukaryota; Metazoa; Platyhelminthes; Monogenea; Polystomatidea; Polystomatidae
Source: the annotation of a GenBank genome assembly
AUGACUGCAUGUAAGGUUGUGAUUACGACUGGAGCCGCCAGUUUGGCCAGACCGAGAGUCUUCCUGCCGACAAAACCCGACCUCAUUGGUCGGAUUAGUCGAAACCCGCCUCAUCCACCCACUUCACGUCUCCUGCUCCCGUGCCACACUUUGUCCGAGUCUCCACUCCGCCUCGAGGAGGCACCUACCGGCGCCUUAUUGGCGCUGGACGGGUGGAAAGCCCUUCCCCGUUCUGCAAUAACCUCCCCAUUUCAUGGGUUCCCAAGCGUUCAUCUGCAGCGCAACGAGGCGGCCUGUUUGAUUGAAGAAGCACCGGUACCUCGGCUGUUUGCCGAGCUCUCAAAUAGGACGCCUGAAUUCGAUAGCUCCGGUCGCCGGUUGGCAUUGCGAAAGCAGUCUCAAGCCCGGUCUGUGCGCUCACCUCUCGGAAACGAGCACAUGUGCCUCAAAAUGCAGCUUUAUUCGAGCCAUCGCUUCCUCUUCCGCGAGAGAGCAUGUUUUCCGGCUUUGGGCAAGACAGGACAACCGGACUGUAUCCUGCAGCUGCCGAGCUGGACGGAAAUGGCCUCUCAAAGCCGGCCGGUAUGGGCGGGUUUUGUUGAUAGUUUGCUCCGUCGCUGGGCUCUAAGCCAGUUUACUGCGCGCAGGCCAGACGGCCGUCAGUCACUGUUCGCGUGUUUUUGA